GGGGAUCAUUCAGGAGAAGGAGAUGAUGGUUUCAUCUAUAAAGCUGACACAAUGUAACAAACCUCCUGUAAUCGUAUCCAAGACAUUUUCAAGCUUCUCUACACUGCUCAGCUCCGCCCACUCCUAUCACAUGACCAUCCUCACAGGUCCUUCAUCCACAUUCUCUCCUAUCCUGUUGAGCUCCGCCCCCACAUGUCCUGGUCACAUGAUUGUGACAUCAUCACAGGUCCUACAGUGAGAAUUAUGUAGAGAUUGUGGAGAAGAAUGAUGGACAAGGACAGGAAUGAGAUGACUAAGAGAAUAUUACACUUCACCUUGGAGAUCCUCCACCUGCUGACCGGAGAGGAUUACACCAUAGUGAAGAAGACAUGGGGGGAGUGUGUGGCCUCCAGCAGCCAUCUCCAUGAGUCAGAAGGACAGAGUAGGGCCCCGGGCCCCAUCACAGAGCCUCCACCUCACUCACUGAUACAUGAGGAGAAGAUCCUAGAACUCACCCACAGGAUCACUGAGCUGCUGACUGGAGAGGUUCCUAUAAGGUGUCAGGAUGUGGCGGUCUAUUUCUCCAUGGAGGAGUGGGAGUACGUAGAAGGACACAAGGAUCUGUACCAGGACAUAGUCAUGAUGGAGGAUCACCGGCCCCUCACAUCACAAGAUGGAGUCAUUGAUAGAAAUCCACCCGAGAGGUGUCCCCGUCCUCUGUAUUCCCAGGAUUGUCCAGAGGGAAAUGUCCCAGAGAAGCAUCAGGGGGGAGAUCUGACUAAUAAUAAAGUGGAGGAUGAAGAAGAGAGGAUGAGGGGCCAUCACCCGUGUAUGAGGGAAGUGAAGGAGGAAAUUCCAGGAAGUGUUACCCCAGUCAAAGCCGAAGACUAUUCAAAAGACGGAGGAAAUAUAAAGGAAGAGACGGAAAAUCCCAGUAAGAAUUCUGAGGGAAACUUCAUGUUAUCCCUGAAUGAUAAAGGAGAAGAUGAAGAUAUGAUGGAGCGCUCCUCAGGAGAAGACCUCCUUACCCCUAAUGUCCAUCCAGAUCUAUCCUAUAAUAAUCCACCUGAUCAUGAGGAACCUUCUCCUGACCAACCACACAUUGUUACCAUAAGGACAGAUCAGAAAGGGGAGGAAAGGAAUCAUUAUGGUGAAUGUGAAAAAGUGUUUAUAAAUAGCUCAAGUCUUGAUAGGAAUGAGAGAAUGGACAUAAGGAAGCCAUAUUCGUGUUCAGAAUGUGGGAAAUGUUUCACACGAAAAUCAAAUCUUGUUAGACACUUGAGGACUCACACAGGAGAGAAGCCGUAUUCAUGCUCAGAAUGUGGAAAAUGGUUUACAAGUAAAUCACAUCUUGUUAUACAUGAGAGAAUCCACACAGGAGAGAAGCCACAUUCUUGUCCAGAAUGUGGAAAAAGUUUUACGCAAACUUCAGAUCUUGUUAAACAUCAGAGAAGUCACACAGGAGAGAAACCAUAUUCAUGUCCAGAAUGUGGAAAACGCUUUUCACAAAAAUCAGAUCUUGUUAUACAUCAGAGAAGUCACACAGGAGAGAAGCCAUAUUUAUGUCCAGAAUGUGGAAAAUGUUUUAUAAAAAAUUCAGAUCUGGUUAACCACAAGAGAAGUCACACAGGAGAGAAGCCAUAUUCAUGUCCUGAAUGUGGAAAAUCUUUUACAGAAAAAUCAUAUCUUGAUAAACAUAAGAGAAGUCACACAGGGGAGAAGCCAUAUUCAUGUUUAGAAUGUGGGAUAUGUUUUACAGUUAAAUCAAAUCUUGUUAGACAUCAGAGAAUUCACACAGGAGAUAAGGCAUAUUCAUGUUCCGAAUGUGGGAAAUGCUAUACACAGAAAUUUGAUCUUGAUACACAUAAGAAAAGUCACACAGGAGAUAAGCCAUAUUCAUUUUCAGAAUGUGGAAAAUCUUUUACUCAAAAAUCUAAUCUUGUAACACAUGUGAAAAAUCACACGGGAUAAGCCAUAUUCAUGCCCAGAAUGUGGAAAAUACUUUUGACACAAAUCAGAUCUUGUUACACAUGAGAGAAUUCACACAGGAGAGAAGCCUUAUUCAUGUUCAGAAUGUGGAAAAUGUUUUACAGUAAAAGCAAAUCUUGUAAGACAUGAGAGAACUCACACAGGAGAAAAGUUAUAUUUAUGUUCAGAAUGUGGUAAAUGUUUAACACAAAAUUCACAUCUUGUUAAACAUGAAAGAAGUCAUACAGGAGAGAAGCCAGGUUCAAAAUGUGGGAAAUGUUUUCUCGUGAAAUCGCUGCUUGGUGUUCAUAGGAGAAUUCACAUGGAGAAGACGUAAUCAUGUUCAGAAUAUGGGAAAUGUUUUACUACUAGAGACGAACUAACUGAUCAUUCUCACAGGUUAAAAGCUGUUAUUUAUAUAUGUGUGUGUGUGUGU
Molecule: messenger RNA, 2383 nt
Organism: Hyla sarda
Lineage: Eukaryota; Metazoa; Chordata; Amphibia; Anura; Hylidae
Product: zinc finger protein 383-like
Exons: 7
Coding region: 265-1950 (561 amino acids)
Biological process (GO): regulation of transcription by RNA polymerase II
Molecular function (GO): DNA-binding transcription factor activity, RNA polymerase II-specific; RNA polymerase II cis-regulatory region sequence-specific DNA binding
Source: RefSeq, a predicted model, not a curated record